ACGGUUGACUACUGCUGUUAUCUGAGAGCGAAAAUGGGUCAGAAAGUUUGUAAAUGCGUUCAAGCUGAAAGUGCUGAUGGCGAUCGUAGGGAUGUGUACACGCUACCUGAACAUCCACCUGUUCAAUCGAGCGCUGAUUCGAGCGAUCAUUCACCUCCACCAGCGGGCGCCACUGACGGAGAUGUGGGUGACAACAGAGAUGCUGGAAGGAGGAAGAGGAGAUUUUGGAGAAAGUUUUGGAGGAAAGGUCGCAGAUCAGCUCAGGGUGAACGAGAAGAGCACACAACACAGCAAAAUACACCUGCGUCAUCAACCGCUGAUGCACGCGACCGUUCACCUCGACCAGAUGAAAACAGAGAUGAGGGGAAGAAGAAGAAGAAGAGGAGGUUUUGGAAGAGGUUGUGGAGAAAAAUUCGCAGUGAGAGAGAAGAAGAGUCUGACAGAAGUCCUGAAGAUCAGAUUCAGAACAAUCUGGAAACUCCUGACCUCCUGAAUGAGGACGUGGAUGUGAUUUAUGAAAUCAACUCCUCUCAGUAUGAGAUAGGUAAAGAGCUGAAUAAAGGAGGAAAUAUAACCGUGUAUGAAGCGACCCGUGUGAGAGACGGCCUUAAGGUGGCAGUGAAGUUUGUCCGGAACAUGUCUCCUGAUUUGAUUUCCAUUCCCGGUCAUCCCUUCGUCCGUCAACGAGAGAUCGGUCUCCAUACGCUCGCCAAUGAAGGAGAACACGUUCCUGAGAUCAUCCGGCUUUUGGACUGGGAGGAGCGUUAUUGCGAAUACAUCAUGGUCCUCGAGCAUCCUUCUCCCUGCAUGGACUUGUUUAAAUUUAUUGAAAGCAGACGAGGACAAAUCUCUGAGAAUUUAGCUCGGAUCAUCAUGCGGCAGGCGGUCAAGGCUGUUACUGAAUGUUUGAAACGGGGAGUUUUCCACAUGGACUUCAUACUGGAAAACUUCCUGAUUAACACCGAAACAUUGGAUGUCAAACUCAUUGACUUUGCCAAUGGCGACCUGCUCAAAGAAACUUGUUACACCAAGUUUUUGGGCACACCGAAUUACUGGUGUCCGGAGUUGGAGGAGGUGGGCGAGUAUCACGCGUUGCCGGCGACAGUCUGGUCACUCGGCCUGAUGCUGUAUGUAAUGAUGUUCUGGGCUCUUCCUGGCAUAAUCACCCGGGAGCAGAUCAACAACCAAGAGUGGGAAAAAGACGAUUUGAGCACGGAAUUCUGCAGGUUUAUUAACGAUUGCCUGCAGGACGAUCCACAUCAACGGAUUCAGCUAAAAGACGUCCUGCUUCAUGAGUGGUUUCAGGUCAGCGGUGUGGAGAUGAUUGACAGCCGUUUCGAGGGGGUGUCUGGAGAUCAGAUGCAGGAAACUCCUGAACUCCUGACGGAGGCCGGAGACCUGCUGACUUCACAUCACUCCUCUGUGUCUGACUGCAGCGAUGAAGAAUUCUGCACACCAACUCUUUCUCUGUUUGACUUGUAUGUCAACGUCCCCCGGCGUACAGUCUCUUCAGGGUCCAACUCAGAAAGUGUUGACAGCUUUCACACCGCUGUCUGUUCUGUGUCGGACCUGCUGCAGAAUAAUGAGGACGGGAAUGUGAUUUAUGUUUUGGAUGAAGUAUUGAACCAGUAG
Triplophysa rosa is the source of this 1632-nucleotide messenger RNA. Its product is annotated as serine/threonine-protein kinase pim-2-like. The coding region runs from base 34 to 1632 and encodes 532 amino acids. Gene Ontology annotation, molecular function: ATP binding; protein serine/threonine kinase activity. Lineage: Eukaryota; Metazoa; Chordata; Actinopteri; Cypriniformes; Nemacheilidae. The record is from RefSeq and is a predicted model, not a curated record. The transcript has 9 exons. Gene Ontology annotation, biological process: protein autophosphorylation; negative regulation of apoptotic process; regulation of mitotic cell cycle. Gene Ontology annotation, cellular component: cytoplasm.